Molecule: messenger RNA, 1866 nt
Organism: Brassica napus (rape)
Lineage: Eukaryota; Viridiplantae; Streptophyta; Magnoliopsida; Brassicales; Brassicaceae
Product: beta-glucosidase 44
Exons: 12
Coding region: 149-1693 (514 amino acids)
Biological process (GO): carbohydrate metabolic process
Molecular function (GO): beta-glucosidase activity
Source: RefSeq, a predicted model, not a curated record
AAUCACUCAAUUGCAUCCUCACAUAUCUGUCAAUCAUUGUAUUAUUAUUAUUUUCAAAAUAAAAUCUUAAAAAGAGCCUAUAAAAUAACCUUUAAAGACACACAAGUUGUAUCAUCCUCAAACAAACAGUCAGAACUCACUCACCACCAUGAGGCACCUCAUUGCACCUCCGUGGCCUCUCUUUCUUCUUGCCCUCAUCCUCCUCUGUUUUUUCAGUUCCGGCGAAUCCUCACCGUUCGGAGAGAAGAUUAAACUGGACACCGGCGGUCUAAGUAGACAGAGUUUUCCAAAGGACUUCUUGUUCGGAACAGCCACGUCAGCUUAUCAGGUCGAAGGCGAAACUCAUCAAGAUGGUCGUGGCCCAAGCAUUUGGGACGCCUUCGUCAAGAUUCCUGGGACUAUCGCCAAGAAUGCCACGGCUGAGCUAACAGUGGAUCAAUAUCAUCGUUACAAGGAAGAUGUGGAUUUGAUGAAGAAACUUAAUUUCGAUGCUUAUAGAUUUUCCAUUUCAUGGUCCAGAAUAUUCCCUGAGGGAACCGGUAAAAUCAACUGGAAAGGAGUUGAUUAUUACAACCGAUUGAUCAAUUAUUUGAUCCAAAAAGGGAUUACACCGUAUGCAAAUCUGUACCAUUACGAUCUUCCAUUGGCUUUGGAAAAGAAGUAUAAAGGCUUGCUUGAUAGACAAGUUGUGAAUGAUUUUGCGGAUUACGCAGAGUUUUGUUUCAAUAUAUUUGGAGAUAGAGUGAAAAACUGGAUGACGUUUAAUGAACCGCGUGUGGUAGCUGCCUUGGGUUAUGAUAAUGGUAUAUUCGCACCGGGUAGAUGCUCUAAAUCGUAUGGAAACUGCACACAGGGGAACUCAGGUACUGAGCCAUACAUUGUUUCCCAUCACCUUAUCUUGGCCCAUGCAGCAGCCGCCCAAAGAUACCGCAAAUAUUACCAAGCGAAACAAAAAGGAAGAAUUGGGAUUCUUCUAGAUUUCGUUUGGUAUGAGCCGCUUACUAGAAGUAAAGCAGAUUAUUUUGCAGCUCAAAGGGCAAGAGACUUCCAUAUCGGAUGGUUUAUUCACCCAAUAGUAUACGGAGAGUAUCCACAGACAAUGCAGAAUAUCGUGAAAGAUAGGCUUCCGAAAUUUACAGAGGAGGAAGUGAAAAUGGUGAAAGGUUCCAUAGAUUUCGUGGGAAUAAACCAAUACACAACUUAUUUCAUGUCAGAUACUCAUAACGCCACCAUACCUAAGGAGCUGGGUUACCAACAAGAUUGGAAUGCUACUUUCGGGUUUGCAAAGUUGGGGAAGCCAAUCGGUCCAAGGGCGUACUCUUAUUGGUUAUACAACGUACCAUGGGGAAUGUACAAAGCCUUGAUGUACAUGAAGGAACGUUACGGCAACCCAACUAUGAUUCUCUCCGAAAAUGGUAUGGAUGAUUCAGGCAACGUUACUCUAGCUCAAGGACUACACGACACAACGAGAAUCAAGUACUAUAAAGAUUACUUAACUCAACUUAAGAAAGCUGUGGAUGAUGGAGCCAAUGUGAAGGGAUAUUUCGCGUGGUCAUUGCUUGAUAAUUUCGAAUGGCUGUCAGGAUAUACUUCAAGGUUCGGGAUCGUCUAUGUUGAUUACAAGACCCUGAAGAGGUACCCCAAGAUGUCUGCACAAUGGUUUAUGCAACUUCUGAAACGAAACAAGAAAUGAUCUCGCAUGUGUUCAUGGAUGCAUUUAGAUUGUAAGGUUUGGAGUUGAUCGUUUGAAGAGUUUAAUAAAAGGUUCAAUUAGCAAAAAAAUUGCAUUUUGGCACUCUUACAACUUUCAUAAAAUUGAAGCUCAUAUGGAGUAUAUUUCAAUAUGUUAUAUUUUGUUUCAUUUCA